CACUUCUCGCUCUGGCGGCUGCUGCUCCUCCGCUCCUCGCUCUCCGACCGCUUCGCUCCUCACCUCCCGCGUUCCUGUCCCCCGAGCCGGGCGGCGCCGAGAGCCGCGAUGAAGGUGCUGGGACACAAGAUCGAGCUGCUGACAGGGCUCCUGCUCCACGACGUGACCAUGGCCGGGCUGCAGGAGCUGCGAUUCCCGGAGGAGAAGCCGCUGCUGAGGGGCCAGGACGCCGCCGAGCUGGAGAAUGCCGACCCCUUCCUCUUGGCCGCGGACACAGACUGGAAGGAACAUGACAUUGAGACUCCGUAUGGCCUCCUGCACGUGGUGAUCCGGGGCUCCCCCAAGGGGAACCGCCCGGCUAUCCUCACCUACCAUGACGUGGGCCUCAACCACAAGCUGUGCUUCAACACCUUCUUCAACUUCGAGGACAUGCAGGAGAUCACCAAGCACUUCGUGGUGUGCCACGUGGAUGCCCCCGGCCAGCAGGUGGGGGCGUCCCAGUUUCCUCAGGGGUACCAGUACCCCUCCAUGGAGCAGCUGGCCGCCAUGCUCCCCAGCGUGGUGCAGCACUUCGGGUUCAAGUAUGUGAUCGGCAUCGGGGUGGGAGCCGGAGCCUAUGUGCUGGCCAAGUUUGCGCUUAUCUUCCCCGACCUGGUGGAGGGACUGGUGCUGAUGAACAUUGACCCCAACGGCAAAGGCUGGAUUGACUGGGCUGCCACCAAGCUCUCCGGCCUGACCAGCACUCUGCCGGACACGGUGCUCUCUCACCUCUUCAGCCAGGAGGAGCUGAUGAACAACUCGGAGCUGGUGCAGAGCUACCGGCAGCAGAUCGGGAACGUGGUGAACCAGGCCAACCUGCAGCUGUUCUGGAACAUGUACAACAGCCGCAGAGACCUGGACAUCAACCGGCCUGGGACGGUGCCUAAUGCCAAGACACUGCGCUGCCCCGUGAUGCUGGUGGUUGGGGACAACGCGCCUGCGGAGGAUGGGGUGGUUGAGUGCAACUCCAAACUGGACCCAACCACCACAACCUUCCUGAAGAUGGCAGAUUCCGGGGGGCUCCCCCAGGUCACACAGCCAGGGAAGCUGACUGAAGCCUUCAAGUACUUCCUGCAAGGCAUGGGCUACAUUGCGUACUUGAAGGACCGAAGGCUGAGUGGAGGAGCAGUGCCCUCGGCCAGCAUGACCCGCCUGGCCCGCUCUCGGACUGCGUCCCUCACCAGCGCCAGCUCGGUGGAUGGCAGCCGCCCGCAGGCCUGCACCCACUCGGAGAGCAGCGAGGGGCUGGGCCAGGUCAACCACACUAUGGAGGUGUCCUGUUGAAGCCCUCGGUCCCCCGAAGACGCCCACGUGCCCCCCGCCCUCACUGAAGUCCCACUGCCAUCCCCGCACUGGCUCCUUUUCUCUUUUAUUUAUUCCCGUGAGGGCGAAGGGGAGGAAGUGGGGCUCCGUCUCUUAGAUGCUACCGCAGAGCAGUCUCCAGAUGGUUCCCCACCCCUGCCCCCCUAAUGUCGACUUGGCCGGCUUGGACCCCUCUCUUCCAACUCCCCACCGCCCGGGCAGGAGGGGGAUCCACAGGCAAGGAAAGACUGAGCCCUUCUCUGGCCAGGAUCCAGGAUAAUAUCCUGGACUGUGAAAGAGCGAGCGUGGGAUGACCCCCUUGGCAGGCAGGUGUGAGGGUGGGAUGGG
Messenger RNA from Pteronotus mesoamericanus, 1689 nucleotides. RefSeq names its product NDRG family member 4 (gene NDRG4). The coding region runs from base 109 to 1323 and encodes 404 amino acids. The record is from RefSeq and is a predicted model, not a curated record. The transcript is spliced from 17 exons. Gene Ontology annotation, cellular component: cytoplasm. NCBI's taxonomy places the organism in Eukaryota, Metazoa, Chordata, Mammalia, Chiroptera, Mormoopidae. Gene Ontology annotation, biological process: positive regulation of ERK1 and ERK2 cascade; signal transduction.